AUGUAUCCUAGAAUUUUUGGUUUUGGAAAAUUUUUUGCAGAUUUGUCGACUCCAGCACUAAAACUUAUUGCUAUAAAUCAUAAUUGCCAUGUAGUAUUUGAUGAGUUUGGGAUAAAUAUGG
Racocetra persica is the source of this 121-nucleotide messenger RNA. The record is from the annotation of a GenBank genome assembly. NCBI's taxonomy places the organism in Eukaryota, Fungi, Glomeromycota, Glomeromycetes, Diversisporales, Gigasporaceae.